AUGGGGGAAAACCGAAACGUAAAACUUUUCAUUCUCUGUGGUUUAGCAAUAGCGAUCUGCUUUACAGUGGUAGCAAUUGCUGAAGACAAAACCCUUACAUACGAUUAUAAAUCAAAUUCGCUGAAAGCCUUUCAAGCAUUCUAUUUCCUCGCUCUCAUCGCUUUCAUUGUGGCGCUCGUACUAUAUUUAGUAACUGUUUUCACAACAUCUCGAAGAAUCCUGAGCAUUGGAUUUUUUGUCGCGGUUGUAGUAGGAUGUGUAUGCUGUAUUAUCAGUGUCAUUAUAUAUUAUCAACACAUGUCCAAUAGUUACAAUAGGAAUUUUCGGCCAGAUUCCACCUCAUGGUUACUUGCCGUUAUUGUGUCUUCAGCCCAGCUCAUUUUGUUCGUAUGCUUGUAUAUUCUCUAUUGA
Messenger RNA from Schistosoma rodhaini, 411 nucleotides. NCBI's taxonomy places the organism in Eukaryota, Metazoa, Platyhelminthes, Trematoda, Strigeidida, Schistosomatidae. The record is from the annotation of a GenBank genome assembly.